Salvelinus fontinalis (brook trout) is the source of this 2886-nucleotide messenger RNA. RefSeq names its product protein transport protein Sec16A-like. The record is from RefSeq and is a predicted model, not a curated record. Lineage: Eukaryota; Metazoa; Chordata; Actinopteri; Salmoniformes; Salmonidae. The transcript has 5 exons. The coding region runs from base 511 to 1071 and encodes 186 amino acids.
UCCUCAGAGCAUCAGGCCUCAUCCCUGCACAGAGGGAGGGGAUCCUCCAAACAGCCAGUGUCCUUGUACAGAGGGAGGGGAUCCUCUCAGCAGCUAGCGUCACUGCACAGAGGGAGGAGAUCCUCCGAACAUCAGGCCUUAUCCCUGUACAGAGGGAGGGGAUCCUCCAAACAGCCAGUGUCCCUGUACAGAGGGAGGGGGUUCUCCCAGCAGCUAGCAUCACUGCGCAGAGGGAGGAGAUCCUCCGAGCAUCAGGCCUCAUCCCUGAAGAGAGGGAGGACAUCCUCCUCAUAGACAGUGUCCUUGCACAGAGGGAGGGGUUUCUUCCAAAAACUACUGUCACUGUGCGAAAGGAGAAGAUCCUCAGAGCAUCAGGCCUCAUCCCUGCACAGAGGGAGUUGAUCCUCCUGAAGGUCAUCGUCCCUGCGCACAGGGAGUGGAUCGUCCCAAAGGCUAGUGUCCCUGCAGAGAGGGAGGAGAUCUUCCUCACAACCAGUGCCCCUGUGAAGAAUGGACACAAUCAUCCCCAUGGUGGCACCACUGUGGAAAUGGGAUGGUGGAGCAUGUACUCCACCUGUGGAUUUCUAUUCCAAGAGAAGAGAUGUCCGACUUAGAUAUGUUGAGCAUCCUGCUAUGAUGUCCAUCACCAAGCCGGAACACUCCGAGGCCAACCCUCAGUGCCAGACUGGCAGCCGGCCGGUGGCUGAGCCCGAGACCCCUGCUGUUCACAAUAACAGUGGAGGCUGGCUCAGCUGGGUCUUUGGUAGUGGAAGAGUUAAUAAGAAGGAGGUUCAUCUACCUGAGGACAAAGACAGAUCUAUUGUCCGGGAUCCAACUCUGCACAGAUGGGUUAACAAAACUGAGCCCAAGGCUGAGAACAAGUGUGUACCACCACCUCCACCGAUGGGGACAUAUGGAUAUCAGGGGAACACUGGCAGUGUCCCCGAAGGAGUGAAUCCUUACUCUAUGAAAGCAGCAGGUCUAUGGGGCAGCAGAUACCCUACAAUGCAUUACAAUGAUGGGACCAACUCAAAGCCUCCAAGCCAUGGGCCUGGACUCCUUCCUAGAUAGCUCUCUGGCUUGCUCCCUCCUUCACACUUUGACCUCAUGGCACCAAUGGUUGUGCCACCUGACACUCUACCCUACUGAGGUAUGACUCUACAAAAAAACUUCCAAAUUGUAUCCAUUCAUCAUUAACUGAGAUUUUUCUUUAACAUAGCAAGUGGCUGAAAUAGCAAGGAUGUUAACUAUUUUUUAUUUUUGUUCAAGAGGCCAUUUGCCCAGAGUGGAUUUGCCAUACAUAGAUUUUUUCAGCUUUAAAAAUCUUCAGCAUAAAAAAGUAUUAAAAGAUGAUCUUUUAAUUAAAUCUCUCUUUUGUGUCCUCAUGUUCACAUUAAUUUGAUGUGUUCUAUCAUCAUUUACAAUGCUUAUUGCUUCUGCAUUUCUUUAGACAAGUGUAUAUUAUACACAUAUAUUUUAUUUUAGACAUUACAAAAACAUAUUUUUGUGCAUUUUGGAUUUCCUACAUUUACCUGUACAGACAAGUAUAUUUUAUACAUAUCUAUUUUUUUAACGACAUUUUUGUAUGUAUUCCAUAGACAGAACUACAUAUAUUGGAAUCGAACGUUCGCAGAGAUUGUUUUGACUGGAGUGAUGCUUAGGACUUCAUUAAAAAAUCUAUCACGUUUUAUUUUACCACUACAGUCUGUUCGUCGGACGAAACUGGAGAAAAAUAACUAGUGUCGAAAGUAAACAUCGGCACCUCGAUGGUGUCAACUCUGCUUAUGUCUGCGUAAUGAAAAGGUAGGGGGGAAAUAAAAAAACAUCUGGUCUAGCGAUCGAUGACAAAUUAAAUGGUGCCCGUGUAACAGUUUUACUUCUGUCCCGAACCAGUGACCCUUUGCACACAUAUACAACAGUUACCCAUCGCUCCACAAAAGCCGUGGCCCUUACAGAGUAAGGGGAACAACUACUGCAAGGUCUCAGAGCGAGUGACGUCACCGAUUGAAACGCUAUCAGUGCACUACCCCCCAAACUAGCUAGCCAUUUCACACCGGUUACAUCCAGCAUAACCCCUCAUUCAAUUACGCCAGUGGCAAACAGUGAAAUGUGAGGAGCAGGAACAGCUAUAGCCCUCAAACUCACCUCUGGGUCUCAAAGCCAGUUCCACUGCAUUUCUCCAUUGUUCUCCUGUCAUCGGGGACUGAUCUAGACCUGGGACACCAGGUGGGUGCAAGUCAUUAUCAGUUAGAACAGAAAACCAGCAGGCUCGUAGGGCAGGGGAGCGUUUCCCAAACUUGGUGUGCAUUUUGGUUUUUGUCCUAACACUACACAGCUGAUUCACAUUACCAAAUCUUGAUGAUUAGUUGAUUAUUUGAAUCAGCUUUGUAGGGCUAGGGGAAUAAAAAGAAAAUGUGCAGCCCUUUGGGGUUCAGGUGACUGAGUGUGGGAAGCCUUUGUCAUAGGGUGAAAGUUGAAUACCCCUGGACUGUAGGCUGCACACCUUGGGUCAAAUAUUAGAUUCUGUAGCUGUGUAUUUUAUCAAAACAAUUCUGUUCUACAAUGGUUCCUUUCCUUAGUUCAGGGUAAGUAGUAGCAGGCCUAGAAGAGUCUUAUGCGACGCAAACAUUUGAGUUGUGUUCUUCCUCCUUUUAAUCAAUCAUAAUAAUUUGUCAAAUGCCUUACAGGUUGUUUUGGCUAUUGUUGGCAGCUGUGGGCAUACAAGCACAACAGAAACCUUCUAUAAGUAUGCAUUUUUCACCCUACAAGUUCAAGCACUAAGCGUUUGACAAUAUAUAUUUUUCUGUUUUUUAACUAACCUUUCCCAUUCCAGAUGACCUCAACGCUGAAUGCCUUGGUAACGUUAUUCGUUUGAGUGUCGCUCCU